Messenger RNA from Penicillium macrosclerotiorum, 675 nucleotides. RefSeq names its product 2OG-Fe(II) oxygenase family protein. The transcript is spliced from 2 exons. The annotation marks the transcript as partial. Gene Ontology annotation, molecular function: dioxygenase activity. The record is from RefSeq and is a predicted model, not a curated record. Lineage: Eukaryota; Fungi; Ascomycota; Eurotiomycetes; Eurotiales; Aspergillaceae.
GCCCGGGACUUUUUCAAGCUCCCCAUUGAAGUAAAACAGAGAACUCAAGGAUAUUCAGGCUUUGGUAUGGAGCUCAUUCGUGGAACUACGCCAGUACCAAAAGAACGCAUCAAUUUCUUUCGCAAGAACGACCAACGAGAGGAUCAUAUUCCUCCCCCUCUCGAGUUUCUUUGCUCUGUCACAGCCCUGCAUAAUAAAUGGAAGCAUUCUCAAGACCAGCUGUUCAGCACAGUCUUUUGUGACAUUCUCCAGUCGGAGAUACCCUUGACGGGGACCUCCACUCUUGACUAUGAGUCGCUGGGAGUACAAUACUAUAACCCGCAACGGAUGAUCGUUGAGGGACGCGAUUAUAUUCCUCCGCACAUGGAUGGUGGCACACUGACGAUAUUGAUUCGAGAAGAUGACGAUAGUGACGGCUUUGAAGUCGCCGAUCUUGAAACCACGGAGGAGCUGGGUAGCGAUGGUGUUGGUCGCAAGGCGUCUUUUUUGCGUGUUCCUGCGGCUCCAAAUGAAGUGAUUGUAUUGGUAGGAACUCGAUUGCAACGUCUACUGGGGAGAAACAGGGCUCGCGCCUGCGUGCACCGAGUAGUGGGCCCAGACCAAAAACACAGCGCAGAAGAUCGUGUAAGCAUUGGAAUCUUCCGUGCUUGUGCUCCUCCUCCUCCUCCCGCUUAG